Messenger RNA from Physcomitrium patens, 1922 nucleotides. Its product is annotated as pentatricopeptide repeat-containing protein At4g26680, mitochondrial. The record is from RefSeq and is a predicted model, not a curated record. NCBI's taxonomy places the organism in Eukaryota, Viridiplantae, Streptophyta, Bryopsida, Funariales, Funariaceae. Gene Ontology annotation, molecular function: protein binding.
AAAAUUGCUGGUCUCGUCAAAAUCGGGCUAUGGCCGCGAGCUCUGUAAAUCGUGCUCCACAUUGCAAGCUAUGGCCGCAUGCCGCCGCGGCCUCCAUGGGCUUCGCUUGUUGCUCAGGAAGCCCACUAGUAUCGCCCAUACCGCAGGUAGUUUUCCAUUGUUGCACGAGGUGGAGGCGCAGACUCUGGGUUUUAGGGUCUUAAGGGGUUUUGCGGCAUGCUCAUGGCGGGUUCGAAGCGCUUAUUUGCACGGGACGGGUCAGCGAUGGUGCGAGCAGGAGGAGAAUGUUGCUGGGUUGUCGUGUGUGGGAUCAAUUCGUACAGUUUCGGGUGAGGAAGCUGUGAGGAGCCACGUGGGAUUCAGGAACAGGAACCUGUGGAAGGAUGGGAGAGUGCGGGAGGCGAAGUUCGUGGAGAAGAUUUGUGGAGUUUUGAAGCGGGGGGAAUGGGGGAUCGAUACAGUGAAUGAUUUGGAGAAGAUGAGAAUACGGCUGAGAUCUAAACUCAUGAACAAAGUGCUUCGACAAGUUGAUGAUCCCGAGCUUGCGAGUUUUUUCUUCCAGUGGGCCAGGAAACAACCCUCCUUCCAUCCCAGCCUGCAAACUUAUAAUGCUAUCAUCGAGAUAAUGGGUGCUGCGCAGAAUUUCGACGCGCAGAAACAUUUGCUGCAGGAUAUGCAUGGUCAAGGUGUGCAAGCGAAUACGUCCACAUUCAACAUACUCUUGCUGGGAUACAGUCGAGUUAACGACACAGACAGAGUAAUGGAAACAUUCAAACAAAUGGAACAGUAUGGGUGGAGUCCGAAUGCCUUCACAUUCAAAUGUGUGAUACGUUCUUUAGUAUGGAGUGGCAGGGCUUUGGAAGCCUUGUCUAUAUAUCCCAAAAUGAUGGAAUUUGGUUAUGUUCCAGAUAAUUUUACAUACAAUGGUCUCAUUGAAGGGCUGUGUAAGGCUGGGCACGUGAACGAGGCUUUUGUCAUUUUCCAGGAAAUGGAAGACCGGGGGCUAAGUCCUGACGCCAUUGCCCAUGCUGCCUUAAUUAAGGGCCUUGACACAAAAGGGCGUAUUGACGAGGCUUGUCGGAUGUUUCAAGAAAUGACCCUUAAGAACCUUCGUACUGUUGUGCAUACCCACAAAGGGGUAAUGGGCGUCUUCAGUAAGAGGCACAAGGAAGCUUUGUCCUCGGAUGCUGCCAGCGCUGGUGCUUAGUGACGGUUAGUGCUGAUUUGGGAGCAUAAUAAUUUGACGCCGUGGAUCUCUCUCUCUCUCUCUCUCUCUCUCUCUCUCUCAGCUGGACGUCAAUCAAAUGCUGCUAUUCACCAACUCCUCCGCCAAAAUUUUACCUGACAUGCGUUCGCUUCUAAAAUAUGAGAAAAGUGCUGUGUUAUGGAGACUUGCAGAGCUGACGGUUGGGACGCGUACAAUCUUGGUUACCGCAGAUCCAAGUCGUGGACAUUUUGAAGGAGAAACCUCAUUUAUUAUGACACUUUGCAUCAGUUUUUGAGAAUACUACAGCGAAACGUGCAGUGGAAAAGGCAUUGGUAAUGAUCAAUGCAUGACAACUUCAGUGAUCAUUUUGUUAGGUGAGGGGCGAUCAUAUUCUUCACUGUUAUAGCACGAUUCUUCUCCGAAAGGAACUUUUCUUUUCUUUUCUUUUGUGUAUUUUUCUCUCUUUCUUUGUUCUUUUUUAAAAAAGCAUUUUUACAGAGAAGAUUAAUAGCCUACCAAUGCGUAGAAGUUAUCCAGAAAAAAUCGACUUCUUUCGUGAUCGCCAAAAGUUCACGGAGUCUUUUGUGAGAAUCAGAAAGAAAGAAAAGCGACCUCACUUUCCUGUUAGGUGGUCGAUAUAAAGACUUGUAUCACCUUUUUUUGUACAUCUACAAGAUUUUGAACAACAUUGAGGACCCGAUUGCAGUGUACUGUA